CGAGUGCAGCGCGGCGGUAUAAAGGCGUGCGGGCGUGCUUGAUGGACACAGCGCCUCCACCUCCACCGCUGCACACCACGCACUCCUCCACACUCACGCCCUCCACCAUGAGGCUCACGCUCCACCUCCUCCUGCCCGCCGCUCUGCUGGCUGCCGUGGCCGCCGACAAGGGCUUCGGCGGCGGCAACGGCCCCGCCACCAGCUACUCAGCGCCCUCCGCCAACGGCAACGGCUUCGGCGGCGCCAACGGCAACGGUUACGGCAACGGCAACGGCAACGGCAACGGCAACGGCAACGGGUUUGGCGGCAACGGUCCCUCCAACACUUACUCGGCGCCCUCCGCCAACGGCUUCGGCAACGGUAACGGCAACGGCUUCGGCGGCGCCCCCAGCAACACUUACGGCCCGCCCGGCGGCGGCUACGGGUACGAGGACCCCCUGGCCGCAGUGGGCGACAACAUCCCGGGGGGCGGCGAGCCCGGCGUGGACUACCCUGUGCUAGCCGCCGUGCCCGACACUGGCUUCUCGUGCGACGCGCAGACCGUGCCCGGCUACUACGCUGACGCGGCUCCCGAAGCGGGCUGCCAGGUGUUCCACAUCUGCCAGGACCGGCCCUCGGGGCGCCGCCAGCAGGACUCCUUCCUGUGUCCCAACGGCACCGUGUUCAACCAACAGUACUUCGUGUGUGACUGGUGGUACAACUUCGACUGUAGCCUCGCCGAGAGCCUCUACUCCGUCAACGAGGAGGUGGGCCUGGGCGGCGCCGCCGGCUACGGCAACGGCGGGGCUAGGAACGGUAACGGCGCCAGGAACGGCGGCGCUAACGGUUAUGGCAACGGCGGCGCCAGGAACGGCAACGGCAAUAACGGCGCCAACGGAUACGGUACCAACGGCGGCGGCAGGAACGGCAAUGGUGCUCCCUCCACCUCCUACGGCACCCCCUCCAACGGCAACGGCGCCAACGGCGGCAGGAACGGUAACGGCGCCAACGGAGACAGCAACGGCAACGGCGCUCCCUCCACCUCCUACGGCACCCCCUCCAACGGCAACGGUAGGAACGGCAACGGGGCGCCCUCCACCUCCUAUGGCACCCCCUCCAAUGGCAACGGCAGGAAUGGCAACGGCGCUCCCUCCACUUCCUACGGCACCCCUUCCAACGGUAACGGCAGCGGCAGGAACGGUAACGGCGCGCCCUCCACUUCUUACGGCACUCCUUCCAACGGCAACGGAGGCAGCAACGGAUACAGCAACGGCAGCGGCGCCCCCUCCACCUCCUACGGCACGCCCUCCAACGGCAACGGCGCCAACGGUUAUGGCAGCGGCGCGCCCUCCACCUCUUACGGCGCCCCAGUCUAAACUGCUCCCCCUCUACCACCCCUUCCCCACCACAGUGAUCACUGACCCCAGCACACCCGCGAUAACCCCAACAAACCCCAACAAACCCCCAACUAGGCCUAUUUUUAACCCCAUUCGUUCCCUCUCGUUCUAACCCAUGUCCCCAACCCCCAAGAUAACCCCAAUAACAAAAAACCCAUUCCCCACCCCUCUAACCCCCACAACCACAACCCCAGCACGUCGCCCACACCUGAAGCCUCCAUGGUACAAGACACACCUUCCUGCUAAUUAGAUGCGUGGCUAGACUACCUGUCCUUUUACCUGUAUGAAUUAAUAUAUUGAUUUUUUUCACCUUCAAGUUUCAUAUUCUUGCUUUUUUCGGCUUAUACAUUUUCUUUUCAUUGUUUUUUUUGUAGUUCGCGUGUGUUAUUUAUUUUCAUUAUAAUCUAUUUCUCCAAUCUUCGUUUUUUCUUUAUUGAUUUUUUUGUAUUUAUGACUACAAAUUGACUCUUUAAAAACUGUAUGCAUAUUUUGUCUCUCUCUCUCUCUCUCUCUCUCUCUCUCUCUCUGUAACUCAUAUCACCUUCCUAUCAUCAUCUUCCUAUUCUUCUCCCUCUUCCUCUUCCUCUUCCUCCUCUUCAGACUCCUUCAUUACUCUUACAACUACUAUUCCUCUUCCUCUUCCUUCCCUCCUUUACCUCUUGCACUUCUUCUUCCUCUUCCACUUCCUCCUCCUCCUCCUCCUCCUUGUAGAGAACAUAUAUUUGACAGUAAAAUUAUAAAUAAAUCAUACAGUUA
Portunus trituberculatus (swimming crab) is the source of this 2132-nucleotide messenger RNA. RefSeq names its product pro-resilin-like. The coding region runs from base 42 to 1355 and encodes 437 amino acids. Lineage: Eukaryota; Metazoa; Arthropoda; Malacostraca; Decapoda; Portunidae. The record is from RefSeq and is a predicted model, not a curated record. Gene Ontology annotation, cellular component: extracellular region. The transcript has 4 exons. Gene Ontology annotation, molecular function: chitin binding.